Molecule: messenger RNA, 1089 nt
Organism: Talaromyces stipitatus ATCC 10500
Lineage: Eukaryota; Fungi; Ascomycota; Eurotiomycetes; Eurotiales; Trichocomaceae
Exons: 4
Coding region: 1-1089 (362 amino acids)
Source: RefSeq, a predicted model, not a curated record
AUGGUCAAACCGGCAGGAGACGGUGUGUCCCUUCUCUACACUUCUAUCAUCCUGUUAACCUUUAGCUGGGUUGUUUUCGCUGCCCGGGUAGGAGUGCGAGUAUGGAGGAAAGCUUUAGGACUAGAUGACUAUCUGAUGUUAUUCGGUCUGCUGCUAUACACUGUGACAGCUAGUCUAUGCAUUGUCUGUUGUUUCUAUGGCUCCGGACAACUGUCUGCAGCCAUACCUGCUGCUGAAAGGAUGAAAGGAACGAAGCUAUUUUUCAUCGCCGAAUUCUUCUACUCCUCCGGCGCAGCAGCCAUAAAAUGCAGCAUUGCUGUUACUCUUCUGCGCAUUGCAGGCUCGCGAUCAAUUGCUACAUGGACUAUUGGAGGUGUCAUGUUUGCUAGUAUUGCAGCCGCCAUCAUAUUCAUGGCUGGUGUUGCCAACAUCUGUCAUCCGAUCACGACCUUGUGGGGUGAAACUACGAACGGGACAUGCAAUCUCCAGCUCAACAGCGACGUCAGCUUCUUCUUCUCUGCUGUUGAGAUUGUGACUGAUUUCUCCUUGGCGAUUUUACCUGCGAUCUUAUUGUGGAAUAUUCAGAUGAAAAGGAAGGUCAAGUUUUCGGUCAUGGUCAUUCUGGGAAUGGCUGCUUUUGCGAGCUGCGCAACCAUCGUUCGGCUCCGUUAUCUAAGUCUCUACAGUAACCCGGCCGAAUUCAUGUUCAGUACCGGGUCAAUUGGUCUCUGGUCCGUCAUUGAAGAAGGCAUCGGUAUCAUUGCAGGCUCUCUCCCAGCCCUUCGUCCUCUGCUCUCUCUUCCAAUAUUCAGCCGUUCCUCCGCAGGCGGAAGCAAUGGCACCCCAUACAACGCUCCUUAUGCCAACGGCCACAACGCGAGGCGUUCUAGAAGUGGACAUCAUCCAUUAGGCUCGGGUGUCAAGAUGGACACACUUCAGCGAAUCCAGUCUGUUGACGCCGACGGGGAUAGGGAAAGUCAGAGGCAUAUUUUGAAAGAGACAGAAGUUGCCGUCACAUCAAAAAUACGAUCUACUACGCCCGGUGCUUGGGAGAGAAGCCAAGUGUUGGGAUUCAAGUCUCAAAGCUAA